Pygocentrus nattereri (red-bellied piranha) is the source of this 1667-nucleotide messenger RNA. RefSeq names its product ATPase Na+/K+ transporting subunit beta 3b (gene atp1b3b). Gene Ontology annotation, molecular function: ATPase activator activity. Gene Ontology annotation, biological process: potassium ion import across plasma membrane; intracellular sodium ion homeostasis; sodium ion export across plasma membrane. Bases 1 to 828 code for a protein of 275 amino acids. The record is from RefSeq and is a predicted model, not a curated record. The transcript has 7 exons. Lineage: Eukaryota; Metazoa; Chordata; Actinopteri; Characiformes; Serrasalmidae. Gene Ontology annotation, cellular component: sodium:potassium-exchanging ATPase complex.
AUGGCGAACAAGGAGGUGAAACCGGAGGGGAAAGAGUCGAGCUGGAAAGAUUUUAUCUACAACCCGAGAACGGGGGAAUUCAUCGGGCGCACUGCGAGUAGUUGGGCGCUUAUAUUCCUCUUCUAUGUGGUCUUCUAUGGCUUCCUCGCUGGGAUGUUUUCACUCACUAUGUGGGUGAUGCUGCAGACACUGGAUGACUACACCCCUAGGUACAGGGACCGAGUGGCCAACCCAGGUCUGAUGAUCCGGCCCAGUUAUUUGGACAUCAUGGUAAACAGUUCUAACUUUGAGCAGUACAAGAAGUAUACCAAUAACCUGGCUGACUUUCUGAAGGUGUACAAUGACCAUGUGCAGGAGAAGAAUAAAAUGUGCGACGAGGGUGUGUAUACUAUACAGGAUGAUGAGGAGGAGAAAAAGGUAUGUCAGUUCAAGCGGAGUCAGUUGCGGCAGUGCUCAGGCCUGGGUGAUACAACUUUUGGCUAUGCUGAGGGUCAGCCCUGCAUCUUGAUCAAGAUGAACCGGGUUAUUGGACUCAAGCCACGAGGAGAUCCAUACAUCAACUGCACAGCCAAGAGAGAUACGCCUCUACUGAUGCAGUAUUUCCCUGCUGAGGGCCGAUUUGACAAGAUGUACUUCCCUUACUAUGGCAAGAAAGCCCAGCCUAACUAUGUUCAGCCUUUGGUGGCAGUGAAGCUGCUGCUUAGCGAGCAGGACUAUAACACGUCCCUGACCAUCGAGUGCAAGGUGGAAGGCUCGGACCUGCGCAACAACGACGAGCGCGACAAGUUCCUGGGCCGAGUCACUUUCCGUGUCCACGUAACCAAGUAGCCCUGAUCACUCACAGGAGCUGCACGAUGUCCUUCACUCGCAUUCAAACCCCACACCUCUCUUCACACAUGCUUACCUGAGGCACACCCGUGCUCCUGCCAUAUCAGUCUACCUUCCAACACCUUAAGGGAGAUUGACUGUACUGUACAAUAGAGGUAGGUUCAGAGUGGGGCAAUAAUCUGCUCUUAAAAUUGUGUGUGAGGGGUAACAUAAUCUAGAUUUUAAUUUAAUACCUCUUCACUUAUAAGCACAAACCCUCUCACUGAGAGAAAAUACAAGUAAACUCACACUGAACCUUCCCAAAGCCAUCUCUGUAAGACACAAAGCUUGUGACAUCGUGCAGUAAGCAGGGACCUGUAAAUAGAUGUGUCGGAGCAUCAAGUUGCUGUCUAUUCCCUCCUAUAGUGCUGUGCAGCCUGCUGUGUGUAUGUCUGAAAGUGUGAGAGAGUGAGUGAGAAAGAGAGAGUGUAUGUAUGUUUGCCAUGAUGUGAAGUCUCUCUGUACAUAUUUAAUGGACUUAAAGACACUUUUUUCCUGUUAUCACUCACUAUGUCUGACCGUUGUAAUAAAUCAAGGUUAUGAUAUUAUAUAUAGAUAUGCAUAUAUAUAUAUAAAAGAACUGCAAUUUAAGAUUUUUUGAGAAAUGUUAUUAAGGAGAGGGGAGGGAGACAAACACCAAAAAUGUCUAUCAACCUUGUGUUCAAAUCCAUCUGCCAUCUGAGGGAAGUGAUGAUUUUUUUUAUUUUUUAUUUUUUUUUAAACCUCUGCAGAAACUGUACUUUGUGCAGAUGCCUUAAGAUCUGUAUGAAAAACUUAAAAUAAAGGAGAUUUUAAACAUG